AUGUCAUCGCCAUGCCCCUCCUCAUCCUUGCCUCUGCUAGGCAGCAUCACCAGCGGUAUUCGCUCGCCGUCAAGAGAUCCACUGCAGCAGCAGCGGGUUCACCAGCGACAUGUCCCGAGGCGACUGCGUCUCCGCGAGGACGGCAACAUUCGUGCAUGCCCAGAGAACUCUGUCAGAUGCGUCAGCCAGACAUGCGCUCCGCCGCUGCUGGCUGCUUCGGCUUUUGCUCGAGAGAAGGAGGAGCCGAGCGCAAAGCGUUAUCAUGCAGAGCCGUCAUCUUGCCUAGGAUCAAGCGGCAGCAGCAGUUCUGUCGGCCGGAGUGCGGCGGCGACAGCAGUCGUCAUUGCCGCCCCACUGCUCUCUAUGUCAAACCCCUCUUCGCGGGCUGCGCCUUCGCCUUUCCAUUAUCUGUGCACUUCUGUCGGUGGGUGCCCGGUGGUCGGGGCGAAGGGCGCGCGCGCUCAUCUGCCAGGCUCGUCAGCAAGUUGCGGCGUGAGUGGCAGUGCCGCUCUGAGGGGCCUUUCGAUCCCAUCUGCACACUCAAAGGCGCAUUCCACGACGGCAGUUGUGCGGACCUCGCCCUCGUCGCGCGUUGCGUCACCUCCGCUCUCUGCGACUCACCCCUCCCUUGUAUCUGCUUCUCGUGACUCACGCAUCGUUUGCUCUCAUCCGCAGUCCGCAUCGAUGUCUACCGUGCCUGGCGCUAUCACUGACAGAUCAGCACCGUCGCCAGUGUCAUCCCCGCUGCACCGCAUCCAUCAGCACGAGCUGCGCCCCGCGGAUUUCCGUCGUGAGGAGGUACUCGGUGAGGGGAGCUAUUCGAUCGUCACCCUUGCCACGCACCGUGCGUCGGGGCUGCUCUUCGCGCUGAAGGAGAUCGACCGCAGCCGCCUGCGAUGGCGACCACUGGAGGCGCAGCUGCGCUGGGAGAUCAAUCUGCAGCGGACGCUGCGCCACCCGCACAUUGUGCGACUCUACAGCUACUUCAUCACGCCAGAAUGCAUCAGUCUCGUAUUGGAGUACUGCAGCGGCGGGACACUGCUGAGUCGGUUGAGAGCUGCACCACAGCACCGCUUGUCGGAGCGGCAGGCAUCGCGCUACACUCGCCACGUGGCGAAGGCGCUGGCGCACCUGCAUGGCCUCGGAGUGGCGCACCGAGACCUGAAGCUGGAAAAUGUUCUCAUCGAUGCAGAAGGCAUUGCCAAGCUGGCAGACUUUGGCUGGUCGCGCCCUGUCGUGCAUCCGUUGCCACCCAGUAAGCCAGUGGCUACUGCUCAGACUGUAGGUGACAGGAACGACGCACCGCGUACCAGCGUGAAGCACGACACGAGCAACGAGGACUCGACGGAAGAGGUGACAGAGGGGCGCCGCACCGUGUGUGGCACGCUGGACUACCUCUCCCCUGAGAUGGUCUCCGGCCAAGAACACUCGGCCAAGACAGACGUCUGGUCGCUUGGUGUCAUGCUGGCCGAGAUGCUGACCGGCACACCGCCGUUCUACACUGAGUCGACGCAGCGGACACUUUACGCCAUCCAGCGGCUGCCGCCAAACCUCACUGGCUUACACCUCACAGGCAGUGGGUCAGGACUUACUGGUAGCGGUGCCUCCGCCACGGCCAAUGUGUGUAUGACCCUCGACGAACCUGUAGCCCUCUCUGCAGGUGCGCUGUCUCUCAUUCACGCUAUGCUCCAGAAGGAUCCGGCGGCGCGACCGCCGAUGUCGGAGGUGUUGGGCCACCCCUGGCUGCAAAAAACGCGUUAG
Molecule: messenger RNA, 1761 nt
Organism: Leishmania mexicana MHOM/GT/2001/U1103
Lineage: Eukaryota; Euglenozoa; Kinetoplastea; Trypanosomatida; Trypanosomatidae
Product: putative protein kinase
Exons: 1
Coding region: 1-1761 (586 amino acids)
Biological process (GO): regulation of cytokinesis; mitotic spindle organization; protein phosphorylation
Cellular component (GO): spindle midzone; spindle microtubule; spindle pole centrosome
Molecular function (GO): ATP binding; protein kinase activity
Source: RefSeq, a predicted model, not a curated record